AUGGUGGAAGAAGAACCAAGAGCUUAUCUAAGCGUCAGGCUCAUCUUGGCUCGAGAUAUCGACGGAGCCACAAUGAAUCUCAAUGGCUACAGAAGGAGAUAUCAGGCCAUCCUGUGGGUAUGUCCUGGAGACGAAUAUAUUACAGAUAUUGCAUUUGGGUUACCCAAUCCCUGUUGGAAUUGCACUAGUCAAUUUUCUAUAGGGAUUUAUGAACCCUAUUUUUUGCAUGUCGAGGUAUAUAGAAUUGGCUCCAAAUUGGAUCCUGGAACUUCCAAUGGCAUUGUUUUGGUUGGAAAAACUCGAAUUCCUGUGCCUAAACUUGAUCAUAAAAUCUGUGGCAGCUAUGUACUUGUUAGACCAAACUAUGAUGCCGCCUCAGGCUCAGGGUGUAUAGCUGAAGGACAAGUUGUUAUCGGCAUGGAAACCGGAAGACUGUGA
Messenger RNA from Fraxinus pennsylvanica, 438 nucleotides. The record is from the annotation of a GenBank genome assembly. NCBI's taxonomy places the organism in Eukaryota, Viridiplantae, Streptophyta, Magnoliopsida, Lamiales, Oleaceae.